Molecule: messenger RNA, 9963 nt
Organism: Trichoplax adhaerens
Lineage: Eukaryota; Metazoa; Placozoa; Uniplacotomia; Trichoplacea; Trichoplacidae
Exons: 53
Coding region: 1-9963 (3320 amino acids)
Cellular component (GO): membrane
Molecular function (GO): protein binding
Source: RefSeq, a predicted model, not a curated record
AUGUUAUUUUAUAUGAAUAGGCGAAUUCCCGGAUCUCAAGCCAGGCUAUUAUCUUCCAACGUUGAUAUGUUAACUCAUAUUCGAGCCAUUCACUUUACUUCUCCCGUCGAUUGCGAUUGUUAUAUACUACCGUUGUUGAUAUGGAAAAAUUCCCAGCUUGGUAGAGAUAUUACUGGAAAAUGCCACAACUUAAAUUCGAUUUCUAAACAUCCCGUCUACGAUUUAGACGAGAUGAGUACAUUUAGCCAUUGCUCCCACCGGCAAACGCGUAGUGCAACGCUAGCAGAAUCUGGUUCACUUCGGCAAUCCAAAAUGAAUGUUCGAAUAAGGGGAAAUACACCUGAAAUUGGCGUAGUUGAGAUUUAUUAUAACCAAAGUUGGUCUGGCAUUUGUAGUGCAGGAUGGUCUUUUAUCGAUGCAGUGGUAUUAUGCAAACAAUUAGGUUAUGAAGCGACCUUAUCAGAACUAUCUAACAUUGAGUAUAAACCUGAUUCAAGUUUAACUUUGAUGGAUAUUGACUGCAAGGGUAAUGAAUCAUCUUUAAUGCAAUGUCGUCAUUCUAACUGGCAGUCGGGCAAAGCUUGUUCCUCUGGUAGAUUAGCAACGGCCCGAUGUGUUACUCCACGAGUACGCUUAUUUGGAUCUAAUGAACCAAAUGAAGGCAUUGUACAGAUCAAUUUAAACGGUAUAUGGGGAACGCUUUGCGACCCUGAUUUUAAUAUGGUUGCCGCUAAUGUGACAUGUCGCCAGUUAAAUUAUGUGGGGGCUGAACGUGUCCAAUUCAACUUCGCAACUGGCACUCAAAAUAUGGUGUCACUAAUUGGUAAUAUACGUUGCAUGGGUGAUGAAGAAGCGCUCUACUAUUGCGAUCAUUCACCCCCAUCCAAUUCUUGUACACGAAAUCAUACAGUUGGGAUUAUUUGUGUAAACAAAACCUUAACCAUCAAGGAAGGGACAAUCCGAUUGAAAAACGGCAACGGACCUUAUGAAGGAAGAGUUGAAAUUUAUCAUAAUGGUUUAUGGGGAACAAUUUGUGAUCAAUCGUUUGAUCUUGCCGUUGGCAAAGUAAUAUGUCGUCAGUUGGGUUACAGCAAUGUUAUUACCGUGUAUGGAAGCGCACGUUACAGACAUGGUUAUGGACCAGUAUGGCUUGCACAUUUAAAGUGCCCAUUAAAUGCCAAAACCCUAUCAGAAUGCCAACAUCCUGGAUGGGGUAAUAGUACUUGUAAUCAUCAUCAGGAUGCUAGUGUUAUGUGUCAAGACAAAUCAAUAUGCAAUAAUAAUCAAUUUCCUUGUUCAUCUGGAAAUAAGAAAUGUGUUCCUGCAUCAGUUCGAUGUGAUUUUGCUGACGAUUGUGCAGAUGGCUCAGAUGAGCGAUAUUGCAACGCCUUCCCGGACAGGUGUGAUUUUCAAAAUGAUUUUUGUGGCUGGUCACAAUAUGCUAAAGAUCAGUUUGACUGGUCUAGAACUAAAGACGGCACGUCUUCUGAGCAGACUGGGCCAACCUAUGAUCACACAUUUCGUAAUGCUUCUGGUUAUUUUAUUUUUAUCGAGGCGUCAUCUCCGCGAGAACCUGGUGAUGUUGCCGAGCUAACCAGUCCGCAUUUUUUUGCUCCGUCUGACUCAGAGUGUCGGAUGCGAUUUUUCUACAACAUGAAUGGUGCUGAUGUUGGUUCAUUAAAUGUACGUAUUCGUUCUGGUAUUAAAAAUGUAAAAAAUGUUACUAUAUGGAGUAAAAGUGGACAUCAAAAUGGGGGCAAGUGGACCAGGGCUGAAAUUAUAUUACGAAGCUCUGAGCCAUUCAAGGUGGUUUUGGCAGCUGUUCGGGGUAAAACAUUUAAAGGUGAUAUCGCUGUCGAUGAUAUUUCUUUUUCGCAACAAUGCCAACCUUUGGCUACCGCGGUUGCCUGCAGUAAAAAUGUUUUCAAGUGUAAAAAUCGUGAGUGUAUUCCGUACGAAGAUCGUUGUAACUUUAGGCGUGAUUGCUUUGAUGGAUCAGAUGAGAUCGAUUGUACCCAAGGGAUUUAUUCGUAUAUGUGUGGCUUCACCAAUGGAUUAUGCCUUUGGUCACAAUUAGGUGACGAUGACUUUGAUUGGACACUAAAUAAAGGAGAAACAACGUCUUUAAAUACUGGACCUGCAGGUGAUCAUACACCCGGGGAUGGUGUCGGAAAUUACUUAUAUAUUGAAUCAUCGGAUCCACGUUUACCCUUCGAUAAGGCGAAGUUGAUUAGUCCUAAGUUAUUGGGACCAGUAGAACUGCAAGAUAGCUGUAAUUUUUAUUUCUUUUAUAACAUGAACGGUGCAACUAUCGGCUCUUUAGAAGUAUGGCUAGUUGACUCCAACAACAUUGGUUUACAACCCAUUAAUAUUUGGAAGAAAAGUGGAGAACAAGGUUCGGAGUGGCAUCUCGCAGCCGUUCGUAUUCACACUCGUUUGCAGCGUUAUCAGAUCAUGAUUGUCGGAAUUCGUGGAAACGGAUAUACUGGAGAUAUUGCAAUAGAUGAUUUAUGGUUCUCGCAUCAGUGUCGAGUAGUUGGAUAUGAAUCGGAUAUAGUUCGUUUAGUUACAUCAGACGGCCAAACAUCAUUACAUCAAGGACGGGUAGAAAUCUUUCACAAUGGUUUAUGGGGCACAAUCUGCGAUGACGGUUGGGGUAUGCCAGAUGCUAACGUGAUUUGCCGUCAGUUAGGCUAUCCAUCGGCUGUAGCUCUUAUCAAAGCAAAGGAAUUUGGUCCUGGUAACGGCACGAUAUGGCUAUCAAAUGUACAGUGCUUAGGCAAUGAAACAGCCAUUAAAAAUUGUCAUUUCUCUGGUUGGAAUGUAUCGAAUUGUUCUCACAUGGAAGAUGUAGGUGUGAAGUGUACCACAGCCACAGGACCUGAAGCGAGUGUCCGUCUGGUUGGUGGAUCUAGCACAAUGGAGGGGCGAGUAGAGGUCAAUUACUUUGGAACUUGGGGAACGGUUUGCAAUGAAAACUUUGGCUUAAGAGAAGCAGACGUAGUUUGCAAGCAACUUGGUUUCACUGGUGGUAGGAAGAUAUAUGGAUCAAAUAAAUUUGGUCCCGGAACCGGUUAUGUUGUUGUUGAUAGUCUUACAUGUAAUGGAACAGAGGCAUCAAUAUUUGAUUGUCACCUUAAUGCACUUAGUAAUAUCAAAUGUUAUCACAGUGAUGAUGUUGGUGUAAGUUGUACCAACAAAACAGUGAGAAUAGUUGGUUCGUCUACCGUUGGCCGGCUCGAAAUUCUGCAUAAUAAUUUUUGGGGUACAGUAUGUAAGACAGGCUGGGAUUUAAAUGAUGCUACUGUCGCUUGUCGGGAAUUAGGUUUUUUACGAGCGCAAAAUGCAAUAACGAUUGAUGGAUUUGGUCCAGGUGAUGGACCAAUCUGGUUAUCCAAUUUAGCAUGUUAUGGAAAUGAAACGACAUUGUUAUCUUGUCCUGGAUCAAAGUUUGGUUCAGUUGGCAAUUGCAACCAUACUGACGAUGCGGGUCUACGUUGCACUAAUCAAUAUGUUCAAUUUAAGACUGGCGAUCUCCGACUAGUUGGUGGUGAAGGAGCUUGGGAUGGCCGCCUCGAAAUAUUCUAUGAUGGCUUGUGGGGCACAAUAUGUAGUAAUAAUUUUAAUAUCUAUUCUGCGAAUGUUGUGUGUCGACAAAUAGGAUUUAGCUUGGGUGCCUCGUCCUAUCGAAAUGCUACUCAUUCUAAUACUGGCCUUGGGCCAGUUUGGCUAGAUAACGUAGUCUGUAAUGGCGAUGAGUCAGAUAUAUUAAUGUGUAAUUACCAUGGCUGGAAUAAAGGGAACUGCCUUCAUUUGCAAGAUAUAGCUAUAACAUGCCGUUCCAAUAAAGGCGUUCGAAUUAAUGAACAAAACCCUGGCGUUGGAAUGGUGGAGAUAUUGCAUAAUGGCACUUGGAGUGGCGUAUGUAAGCAGGGGUGGACUAAUCAAGAUGCAGACGUUUUAUGUAGAGAGCUCGGAUAUACUGCUGCUUUGCCUGCUCUUAAUGAUAUACAAUAUAAAGUUGAAUCCAGUCUAACGCUCCAAACUGUUAGUUGCCAAGGCCACGAACUGUCAAUAUUCGAUUGUUCUCUUGGCAAAUGGCAACCAGGCGACACAUGUCCAACAAUUGAACUUGCUUCUGUUCGCUGCAGUAGCCCUAAAGUCAAGUUAUCUGGUUCAAUACACGCUUACGAAGGAGUUAUAGAAAUCAAUGUUAAUGGUGCAUGGGGCACAGUAUGUAAUCAAGGAUUCAAUAUCGCUGCUGCAAACGUUACUUGCCGCCAGUUGCAUUAUGUUGGUGCAAAGCGUAUUAAGACUUUUACAGUACCAUCUUCCAGCAACUUACCACAUUUAAUCAGUCGAGUGCAAUGUACGGGAGAUGAAGGGGCUUUGGCUUAUUGUCUUCAUUCACGCGACGUUACAUUUUGUUCGCCUGAAGCAGUCGUUGGUAUUGAGUGUAUAAAUAAGAGAAUGUACCUUAGAGACGGAGACAUUCAGUUAAAAGGUGGAUUAGGACCAAGCCAGGGUAGAGUUGAGAUCUAUUACAAGGGAAUUUGGGGAACUAUCUGCGAUUGGUAUUUUGAUUUAACUGAUGGCCAGGCAAUAUGUCGUCAGUUAGGUUAUGCACAGGCUCUAACAAUAUAUGGAAGUGCGCAUUAUGGGCAGGGUUAUGGCCCUGUUUGGCUUACUAGUAUUGAUUGUCCAAAUGAUGCCGUAUCGCUUAAACAAUGCCAACAUCCAGCGUGGGGACUUAGUUCAUGCAGUCACCAUCAAGACGCUAGUGUAGUAUGUAUAGAUGCCUUUAUUGACCGCUGCGAUUUCGAAAAUGGUUUCUGUGGAUGGUCGCAAAAUUUUAAGGAUGAUUUUGACUGGAUUAUAAUGCAUGGAAAAACUCCUUCAGCUAAUACAGGGCCUGAUGUCGAUCAUACUUUUCACAAUAAGUCAGGACAUUACAUAUAUUUCGAAGCGUCACUACCACAUACUACUGGACAAAAGGCCGACAUAGCAAGUCCACAUUUCUUUGCACCAGUAGAUGAAGAAUGUCAGAUAAGAUUGUAUUACCAGAUGAAAGGUUCAGGUGUUGGAUCAUUUCGAGUAAGAACUCAGUUUGUAGAUAAAAGAAAUGAAACCAGGUUUCAGGUUGAUGGAGAACAAAAUAUUGGUCGUUGGACGUACGUUAGUGUCCCUUUAAAUAGUACCGUGGCAUUUAAGGUCAUACUAGAAGGCGUUCGAGGAAUAAGCCUCCUGGGUGAUAUAGCAGUUGAUGAUAUUUCAUUUACGCAACAAUGUCAGACAUUAUCUAAAAAUAUUAGUUGUACGGAUGAUGCAUAUAGAUGCAAAUCAGGUGAAUGUAUAGAUGUAGCCGGUCGCUGUAACUUUCGAAUAGAUUGUUACGAUGGAUCUGACGAAAAGGAUUGCGACGAAGGAAUCUAUGCGUAUCGGUGCGGUUUUGGCCGUGGUAUUUGCCUUUGGUCCCAGAUGUAUGAUGACGAUUUCGAUUGGAUUAGAAACAGUGGUGAAACUAGCUCUUCUGGAACAGGACCACUGGAAGGACAUACAGAGAAAGAUUUAGAUGGUAGUUCAUCAUAUUUAUAUAUAGAAGCUUCAAGCCCGAGGAAACCGAAUGAUGAAGCGCGUCUUAUAAGUCCUGAGUUAUUAGGACCGGUCACCUUUGCAGAAGGUUGCAUGUUUAACUUUUAUUACAAUAUGAAUGGAGCUUUUAUCGGUUCAUUACAAAUUUGGCUCGUUGAUUCCCGAAACAAUCAUUCACAGUCUAGACUGCUAUGGCGCCGUGAUGGUAAUCAAGGUUCACAGUGGCACUUUGCUUCCGUUCCUGUCAAUACAACAUUUCAUUAUUAUCAGAUUAUUAUUACGGGCGUUCGUGGUAUAUCUUUUCUUGGAGAUAUUGCCAUAGACGACUUGUAUUUUUCCCAUCAAUGUCGAGUACCACGGUUCAAUUCAAAUACUGUUCGCCUCAUCGAUAACAGCGGUCAGGCUUUUGUGUCUCGAGGACUCUUGGAAUUAUUACACGAUGGUGUAUGGGGCACAUUGAUUCGUGUCUUAACAGGGUUUCCAAGAGCAUUAGGUUACAGACUUAACGGAGAACUUGGGAUUGGUAAUGGUACGAUAUGGCUAUCCAUGGUGGGUUGCUUAGGAAAUGAAACUUCUUUAGAAGAUUGUCCUAACUCAGGUUGGAAUAAGACAAACUGUUAUCAUUCAGAAGAUGUUGGUGUGAUUUGUGCUGUUGUUAAACCGACUUCUCAGAAUAUUCGCCUGGUUAACGGUCCUGAUCCAUCUGCUGGCAGACUUGAGGUGCUAUAUGAUGGAGCAUGGGGUACCGUUUGUGACGAUUUUUUCGAUACAAGGGAUGGAGAUGUUGCUUGCCGACAAUUAGGAUUUACUGGCGUGAGCAGAAUUUAUAGCUCAAUGCAGUUCGGAGUCGGAGGAGGACAGAUAUGGUUAGAUAACCUUGCGUGUAAUGGAAAUGAGUUAUCAAUUGCUCAGUGUCCUGGCAUUCGAUGGGGAAUAACGAAUUGCAACCAUGGGGAAGAUGUUGGGAUUUCCUGCACGAACGAUACUGCGAGAAUAAUUGGCUCUCAAAGUAGUGGUCGUUUUGAAAUUAUGCAUAAAGGGAUGUGGGGUACAGUCUGUAAUAAAGAUUGGGAUUUGGCCGAUGCUGAUGUCGCAUGUCGUCAGUUAGGAUUUGUAAAAGCGCUAAGUGCUAUUACUGACCUGCAGUUCGGUGAAGGUUGUACAGGGAAUGAGACCUCCAUUGUGUCUUGCAGUCAUUCAGGUUGGGGAGCCCCUGGAACAUGCCAACACAGCGAUGAUGCAGCAAUUUCAUGCAGUCAAUCUAUAGUUGGUAUAGAAGAUGGCGAUAUACAUCUGGUUGGAGGAUUUGAAAGCUGGGAGGGUCGAAUUGAAAUAUUCCAUAAUGGGAUUUGGGGUACCGUUUGUGAUGACUAUUUCAAUUUAUUCGCUGCUAACGUAGUUUGCAGACAGCUGAAUUAUCCACUUGGUGCUGAAAGCGUGCAGGGGAAUGCAUACUAUGGCCAAGGCUUCGGAAAAAUUUGGCUCGACGACGUAACUUGUAGUGGUAGUGAGAAUAGAUUAACUCAAUGUAGAUAUCGUAAUUGGGGCAGCAAUAACUGUGGUCAUUCGGAGGAUGUUGGUGUUACAUGCCGAACUGGUACUUCACAACCAACAACGAAUAAUAAUGCAACAUUGCGUAUUCAAGAAACCGAUAACGUUGAUGGCGAAGGGUACUUAAGAAUUUAUCGUAAGCAAUUGUGGCUACCCUUGUGUGUUUCUAACUGGAAUGACGAUGUGAGUGGUGUAGCUUGUCAUCAGCUAGGAUACACAACUUUUAUCCAUGUUUCGCAGUUAAUGACAACACCUCCAGGGAACAGCUACUGGAAUGGUAAAAUUUCUUGUAAAGGUUCUGAACAAUCAUUAGCGGAGUGCCGUUCGUGGGAUUGGUCAAAGAGUUCUUUCUGCCCACAGACCGAUAUGGUGCAAGUCAAGUGUGUCGCGCCGAGACUCAAAUUUUUCCCUGAGAAUAAUGACCAAGGAUUUCUUUUGGUCAACCACCAUGGAAUGUGGGGGACUAUUUGUGAUGAUAAUUUUGGUUUAACUGACGCAAAUGUUGCGUGUCGACAACUUGGUUAUACGGGAGCUCAUAACUUAGAUCCAUUCGCUCAAAAUUCUUUAACUGGUAGCUACCCCAUUCUACUAGAUGACGUUAGUUGUCUCGGAAAUGAGCCAGCAUUGGCUUACUGUAAACAUCGAAAUUGGAGUAGUACAGACUGCACACACAGCGAAGAUGUUUAUGUCGUUUGUAAUGCUGAAAAAGUAUACGCUAAAGAAUGGGACAUACGAUUAGCUGGCGGUUCAUCUAAAAGUGGGCGUCUUGAAGUUUUUCACCAUGGAAUUUGGGGUACAGUAUGUGGCAAGGGAUUCACUAAAUCAGCAGGUGAUGCUGCUUGUAAGCAGCUUGGAUUUGCUUCUUCGACAUCAGUGGAUAAAGAAUCCUUUUUCGGCUCUGGCAGUGGACCAAUUUGGCUAUCUAAUGUUAUUUGUUCCACAAAUGCAAAAUCAUUAAUUCAAUGCUAUCACGAUACUUGGGGAAACAGUAACGGUUGCACUCAUAAAGAUGAUGUUGGAAUCCGAUGUAAAAGUGACUCAGAUGGUGACAUCCGAUUGGUCGGCGGCUUUACGGGCGAUAAUUUAAAGUAUGGAUUACUUGAAUUAUAUACUCUUAUUGGAUGGGAAGUUUUAUGUGAUGAUUUGUGGGGAUAUCAAGAAGCUAUGGUUGUUUGUAAACAACUUGGUAUUGGCAAUGUUGGUAAUAAUUUACCAGCGGUUAUAUCUCCACCAUCGUCACUACUAGCUAAAGGCUUCAAUUGUUAUGGCCAUGAAAAUUCGUUAUCAUCUUGCAAAACUGCGUCGGUGAUUUGCAGACGAACGCGAGGAAUUAACAUACGAUGCACUAACGUGCGCUUAUACGGUAGUAAUUUUGGCAAUGUUGGCCAAUUACAAGUUUAUUAUAAUGGUAAAUGGGGGACGGUUUGUAAUAAAGGUUUUGUUCAAGAAAGCGCAGAAGUAGCCUGUAAAGAAUUGGGAUAUACGUCUCUAGUUAAGAUGAAUCUGCAUGUAUCUGGAUUCUCCAGUACUAAUACGGUAUGGCUCAGGAAUCUGCAGUGUAAAGGCAGUGAGAAGAGUAUCUUUAACUGUAGUCAUCGUAGUUGGGGUGAUGAUGGUGGCUGUUCAAGUGCUAUGGGCGUUUACUUAACUUGUGCAUCGGUUUCUGGAGAGGCGGUGGAAGGAGGUAUUAAAUUAGUUGGUUCAUCAAAGCCUUCUGAAGGGAGAGUGAUGAUUUUUCAUAAUGGCAAAUGGGGAAGUAUCUGUGGUAACGGUUGGGAUAUUAAAGAUGCAGCAAUUGUUUGUCGACAGUUAGGUUAUAAGAAAGCAAAACAAGCAACCGCUGGUAGUCAUUUUGGCUUUGGGUCAGAGCCAAUCUUACUCAGCAAUGUGCAAUGUGAUAAGUCUGAAAGAUAUUUAUUACAGUGUAAGAGGUAUCCGGGUUCAUCUCAAACGUGCUCCCAUAGUUAUUUGGCUGGUGUAAUUUGUGAUGAAACCUCACUGAUAUCUGAUGGAGAAGUUAAAUUACUCGGUAAUGGGAGUGAAGGUUUUGUCAGAGUAUUUUACAAUUACGGUUGGCAUCCUGUUUGUGGGAGUCUAUGGACAGACACUAAUGCCAGAGUUUUCUGCAAGCAAUUAGGUUUCCAUUCAUCCACAACAAAAGCAAUUAACAACAAAGUAUCCAAAUUUGAUGUAAUAUCAAUAAGAGCCGCUCAUUGUGUCGGGAAGGAAGAACGUCUUAUAGACUGCCCCUUUACGUGGGAUACUUAUCGCACAUGUACUUCUCAGGCUUACACUAUCUGUCAUUACAAUGCUCAAAAUUUACCAAGUGAUGGAAAUAAUGCACCUGGAAUUAUAGCAGCAGUCGUAGUUGGCGUAUUCAUUACUUCAUUUUUAAUUAUUGUAAUUCGUAAAUACAUUCUUACGCCACAAGUGAGGCGAAGCCGACGAUUGCCAUAUCAGAGUAACAGAAAUGCGGCCAGUGGUAUGGCUGUCCGUUACUUGGCAGCUUUACCUAACUACGAAGAAGUAUCUGGUAAUAGAUUAGAUUAUGUUAACGAAGACCAACCACAUCAAAAUCGACAAAUUACUGCAGAAAGUGGUAAUAGACGUGAAGUAAAUUCAACAAAUAACAUUGAUGAUCAAGGAGAAGGAACGCAGAGUCCUUCAGCUGCUUCUUCUCCCGUAGGAAAUGAACGGCGAAGUGCGAACGGAGGUGGAAGAAGAACGCGAACACGAAGAAGACGUAGAGAUGACGAUCAGUCUCAGUCUUUAAUCAUUAAUGAAGGAAAUGGCGAAGAAGAAUCGGAAUUGAGCUUGUAA